UCGGGAUUUCCCACAUCUGCAUCAGCCACCUCCACAGCAUGACCAUGGACGACUACGUAGUCGACUCGGUCCUCGCGCCCGCGCUCUACGGCGACAUCCUCCUCUGCAGCGACCUCCGCGCCAAGGAGCAGGUCGUCAUCAAGAAGAUGGACCAGCGCGCGGCCGCGAGCCACCGGACGCUUGUCCGGAGCCGCCACGUGCUCGAGAACGCACACUUUGAGAAGCACGUGAACCAGGUGCUGCGCCACGAAGGCGGCCACCGCAACGUGCUCAUUCUGCGCGACGAGUUUGUCGAAGACGGCUACGACCACUUCGUCUUUGACUACUGCAGCCAAGGCGCGCUCUUCGACGUCAUGGAGAGCGUGCCCGCCAAGACGUUUACGCGCCACGAAGCCGAGACGUACUUUGCCCAAGUCCUCGCCGGCCUCAAGUUCAUCCACGCCGCCGGCUUUGCGCACCGCGACCUCUCGCUCGAAAACAUCCUCGUCGACAAAGACAACGUGGCCAAGAUCUGCGACUUUGGCCUCGCGGUCGACAUCAACGCGCGCCCGAACGAGCGCGUCGGCAAGCCCUACUACAUUGCGCCCGAAGUGUUUGACAACAUUGCGCCGUACGACCCGGUCAAGGCCGACAUCUGGUCGCUCGGCGUCGUCCUCUUCUUGCUCCUCACCGGCGUGCCCCUCUUCAAUGUGCCCUCCAAGCUCGACGAGAGCUACGCGUACAUGAAGCGCCACGGCCUGCGACGCCUCAUCUACGUCUGGGACCUCGACGACUUUGUGCCUGAGGAAGCCCGCGACCUCCUCGAGAAGAUGCUCUGCAUCAACCCGGCCAAGCGCUGCACGCUCCAGGACGUCUUACAGCACCCGUAUGUGCUCAAGCUCCGUUAAGCGCGCGCCCCGCCAUCCUGUACCAUACGACCUCUUAUGUAUUCCGCCCAAGACGCUGCCCUUGCAUGCCACAAGCCGCCAGCCCCUCCCAUGAUCGCAGUCGAAGCGACUGGACCUCCUCUCUGUCAAUUUUAAGUAGUACGAAUUAAUUAACUAACGUAGCGUCUUUACCACUAUUC
Saprolegnia parasitica CBS 223.65 is the source of this 1066-nucleotide messenger RNA. RefSeq names its product serine/threonine protein kinase. Bases 39 to 887 code for a protein of 282 amino acids. Gene Ontology annotation, biological process: protein phosphorylation. Gene Ontology annotation, molecular function: ATP binding; protein kinase activity. Lineage: Eukaryota; Oomycota; Saprolegniomycetes; Saprolegniales; Saprolegniaceae. The record is from RefSeq and is a predicted model, not a curated record. The transcript has a single exon.